AUGGAGGAUUUCGAUGAGCUGGUCGAUGCUCUCAAAGCGGCUACCGAUGAUGGUGUUCAACCGAAGAUGAUAUCCAAGGGCUCCUCGGGGUCUUACUUCGCCCGUGCGAAGGUCGAUGGGCAGAUCAAGACUGUCGGCGUGUUCAAGCCAAAGGAUGAAGAACCUGGAUCGGCUGGGGGAGAGCCUGAUAGCCUGAUCCCGAAUCUCUCAUAUAUAUCAGAGGCAGCCGCUUGCCUGCUUGACGAGCGUCUGCACCUGUACAUUGUCCCCCAGACCGGCCUCGCUUCUCUCAGCAUCCCGUCCUUUUCCUGCGAUUGGAUCGACCGGUCUGCGUAUCGACAGGGCAAGGCCCUUCCGCGGAAAAUCGGCUCCCUACAGGCGUUCAUGCACGGAUACCGUGACGCCUCCGAAUAUUUCCGGCAACACCCGCUAGGGGACAACUACGAUUCCGAAGCUCACCGAACGGGCAUGAUCACGAAGAGGUUUUGGAGUGCGAUGGGUGUCGUCUGUGGGCGAGCAGGCGACUUGGAUGAGCUGGAGAAUGAGGAAUGGGCGGAAGAGCAGAGUAAGGGAUAUAGGGAGAUGGAGGAACAAGGGCAGAAUGGGUUCGCUUGGACCCAAGAGAAUGCCGCAAGUUUCCAGGACGAGUUGGAGAGACUAGUCGUCCUGGAUUACUUGAUGAGGAAUACGGAUCGGGGACUGGAUGACUUUGUGCGUAUAUCAACAAGGGCGAAUGUUCACUGA
This is a messenger RNA of Dacryopinax primogenitus, 744 nucleotides long. RefSeq lists its product as uncharacterized. The record is from RefSeq and is a predicted model, not a curated record. The transcript is spliced from 3 exons. Gene Ontology annotation, molecular function: 1-phosphatidylinositol 4-kinase activity. Bases 1 to 744 code for a protein of 247 amino acids. Gene Ontology annotation, cellular component: lysosomal membrane; trans-Golgi network; endosome. Gene Ontology annotation, biological process: Golgi organization; endosome organization; phosphatidylinositol phosphate biosynthetic process. Lineage: Eukaryota; Fungi; Basidiomycota; Dacrymycetes; Dacrymycetales; Dacrymycetaceae.